Molecule: messenger RNA, 2641 nt
Organism: Dermochelys coriacea (leatherback sea turtle)
Lineage: Eukaryota; Metazoa; Chordata; Testudines; Dermochelyidae
Product: histone H2A.J
Exons: 2
Coding region: 87-485 (132 amino acids)
Cellular component (GO): nucleosome
Molecular function (GO): DNA binding; structural constituent of chromatin; protein heterodimerization activity
Source: RefSeq, a predicted model, not a curated record
AGGACAGAAAUCGGAGCGCUGCUACGUGUUCAGAGCAGGUUUAGCACAUUGUAGGCGUAGUAGUUGUUGCUAGAAAGCGAAUUACAAUGUCGGGCCGAGGAAAGCAGGGAGGUAAGGUGCGGGCUAAGGCGAAGUCUCGCUCCUCGCGGGCUGGGCUGCAGUUCCCGGUGGGCCGUGUGCACCGGCUGCUCCGCAAAGGCAAUUAUGCGGAGCGGGUGGGGGCUGGCGCCCCGGUCUAUAUGGCCGCGGUGCUGGAGUAUCUGACCGCUGAGAUUCUGGAGCUGGCCGGCAACGCGGCUCGGGACAACAAGAAAACCAGGAUCAUCCCCCGUCACCUGCAGCUCGCCAUCCGAAACGACGAAGAGCUCAACAAGCUGUUGGGGAAAGUCACGAUCGCUCAAGGGGGUGUCUUGCCCAACAUCCAGGCCGUGCUGCUGCCCAAGAAAACCGAGAGUCACAAGGCCAAGAGUGUGCCUGUUAUUUGAGAUCCUCUUUGUCCAUACUCAAUGGAGAAAGCUGAGUGUCUACUGGCAAAUUCUACAGCUUUCCCUGUGCUGGAAAAAAUAAUCUGCUCUUCAAGCUAUAAGUAAUCCUGAAGUAAAACUGACGGAAAUGAACAAUAUUUAUAAUUAUUUUAUUAGUUAUGUUGUUUGUGUGUCAAUAGUAGUAAAUAUUGAAAUGUUAUAGCAUUUAAAAAUUCUUCAUCUUGAAAAACAAUAUCCAUCAAAAGGCAGAAGAGGAUAAGAAAUGGGAAAGGGUGAUGGAUUUCUUCACAAUUUCUGAAAACCUCUUCUGAUCAGUUUUACCCAUGAUUUCUAAAGAACUGCAGACUUAAAGUAAAAUUGCAUUGUAUUGAUUCUGUGUGUGAUAUGAGUGUAUAUAACAUCAAUUUCUAAGUAUUGUUCCCAAUGUUUAUAUAAAAAAUUCAGAAGUUCACCAUUUCUCAACAUAAAACAGUUAUUUCUGGCUAUAAAUUAGACAAAUGAGUUCCUUAUUUUGGAAUAGGAAAGGAGUCUAGUUUUCUGAGUGAUAAUUUCUGCCCUUAUUCAAAUCAACACUCACACUAUUGCAUGUACUACAAAAGGAACAUUACUUUAGAUCACCAAAUGAAUGAAUUUAAUAUUUUAGUAAACAAAUAUAGACAAGCUAAGUAGCGAUCAGCAUUCUAAGAUGACCCCGGUUCUUUCUUUGAAUGAAAGAAGUGUGUCUUUCAUGUGCCCACUUUGCUAAAUGCAAAGUUAGGGACAAGGCAGGAAAAAGAUGAUAAAUCAGGAAAUCUGAUUGGUUAGAUUUUGCUGGAUACUACAAAAUCAGACAAACAUUUUGAAACAAACAAACAAAAAGCCACAGAUGGAAAUCACUUUUAUCGGAAGACCGUCCAGAAAUGAAAAUACCACAUUUGGAAUAUGGAAAACAAAAUAAAAUUCACUUUGAAAGGGGCUUUUAUUUUCAGCAACUCUCAGAAGCGACUGGUAUUGUCCAAAAAUGUGGCAUUUCAUUGUCUUUAUAGUUAAGUAGGACUUAAUAAUAUGACUCAGCAUACAAAAAAUGAGGAAUUAUUAUAGAAAUGAUUUUUUAAACUCAAGUCUUGGGGACUCGAAAUAGUGUGGAUGGGAGAGUGAAGAAAAUGAGAAGAUCCAAUAACCCACUUCUUUCCCUGUAAAUCGAUCAUCAGCAUCAUACAGACAGCAGCAAGUAGUGGAGGCAAAGGGAGGAUGAAAAAGACUAAUUUUCCCUUUUCCAAUCUUCAUUCAGGCCAUUUCCCAGGGUCUACAUACAGACUUCCUCCACUCACAUUGCCAUCUCUUUGUACACAUUGUAAUAUGUAGCUAGUAAGUAAUUUGAAGAUGUUUUCAUGGCAAAGGUGGUAAGGGACUUGAGGAAAGUGGUGCUAAAUGCCACUGGAACAGAAGGAGCUUUGCAGUAUUUUCUAGGAUAUUAUGAAGCAGGCUAUUCAUUGCCUGGCAAACCCUGUGGGCAUGAAGCAUAUUUCGGGACUGAUCUAUGAGGAGACUUUUGGGUACUGUAAGGAAGGGAAGGGGAACUACCUUACGUAAGAUGAUAAGGGCCUAAGUAUAUUUAAUGAAUCCUAUAUUGGCUAAUAUAUAAGUAAAUGUAUAUGUCAUAUAAAUGUUGGCCUUGUUUGGUUAAUAAGACCUUUGGAUAAACCUUUUGGGAAGGAGCACAAACAAAGCCUUCUUGACUUACUAAAUAUCCUGUUAUUCAGUUUUUCAAAUGUCCCUAACUUGGGUACAGGACAAAGAAGACACCUGCCAAACAUGACCAGGGAAAAAAAAAAAAAAGAAGGAAACUUAAUGUGUUAAAUGAGAUGAAUAGCUUUGUUAUUGCUAGUCAGUAGAAAAACAUGAUAUAUAAUCUGUUGUGUACUGUGGAAUUUUAUAGAUGAUCAUAAAUAUUAUUAAUUAUUAUAAUACAACAACUCGGGGAGGGAUAGAUAAACAGGUGUCAUUUUGGAUAUAUAAAGAGUGUGCUGAGACUUAAGUCUUUGCCUUUGUUUCUGUACAGCAUUUUGUAUGUGUGUAGAUGUAGCAAAUGGAUUGGCUACUCACCCCCAAUUGAUCACUGGGGUGUGAUAUUAUGUACAUCUGCUGAAAUAAACCUGUUCGUUGGUUCUGAAUUU